Molecule: messenger RNA, 1798 nt
Organism: Dothidotthia symphoricarpi CBS 119687
Lineage: Eukaryota; Fungi; Ascomycota; Dothideomycetes; Pleosporales; Dothidotthiaceae
Exons: 2
Coding region: 6-1676 (556 amino acids)
Biological process (GO): magnesium ion transport
Cellular component (GO): membrane
Molecular function (GO): magnesium ion transmembrane transporter activity
Source: RefSeq, a predicted model, not a curated record
CCAUCAUGGUGGAGCUCUCGGCGGGCGCCAGCGUUGCUGUCGGAGUCGUCGUCGGUCUCGCCUCGACCAGCAUCCAGAGCGUCGGCCUCACCCUGCAGCGCAAGUCGCACCUGCUCGAGGAGGAAAAGGACGACGACUACGAGCGCCGCCCGCCCUACAAGCGCCGCCGCUGGCAGCUGGGCAUGUCCAUGUUCAUCGUCGCCAACCUCGUCGGCAGCACCAUCCAGAUCACCACCCUGCCGCUGCCCGUCCUCUCCACCCUGCAGGCCUCGGGCCUCGUCUUCAACUCGAUAUGCGCCUCGAUGAUCCUCAGCGAGCCCUUCACCCGCUACUCGCUCAUCGGCACCACCCUCGUCGCCCUCGGCGCCCUGCUCAUCGCCCUGUUCGGCGCAAUCUCAGAGCCCUCGCACAACCUGGACCAGCUGCUGGUCCUGCUGGGGCGCAAGCACUUCCUCGUCUGGAUGUUCUCCACCCUCGUCGUCGUGCUGCUCCUCAUCGUCGCCACCUGGCUGCUCAAGCGCAUGUACCCCCGCACCACCCCGCGCCUGCGCCUCGUCCGCGGCAUGUUCUUCGGCUGCGUGAGCGGCAUCCUGUCGGCGCACUCGCUCCUCGUCGCCAAGAGCGCCGUCGAGCUGCUGGUGCGCACCAUCGUGGACCGCCACAACCAGUUCAACCGCUGGCAGUCGUGGAUGAUCCUGCUCGGCCUCGUCGUCCUCGCCCUGACCCAGCUGUACUACAUGCACCGCGGACUGAAGCUGUGCAGCACAAGCGUCCUGUACCCCCUGGUCUUCUGCGUCUACAACAUCAUCGCCAUCAUCGACGGUUUGAUCUACUUCCACCAGAGCUCCCGCCUAUCCGGCCUCCACGCAGGCCUCAUCGCGCUGGGAACUGCCAUCCUCCUCGCAGGCGUAGUCUGCUUGAGCUGGCGCCUGGAAGAAAGUGAAGAGAGCGAACAGGAGCCCAUCUCCCCGGUAGCCAGCAAACACCCUGGCAGGGUACCCCUCCCGCAGACUGUGCUCCAACCGGGAAUCGGCCUCAUGCACAGUCACCUCCUCGACGACCCAGAAUCUCCACUCGAUAUUGAAGAACAAGCCCCAGGCGCCCAUGGCUCCAUUGCCGAGCAACUAAAGCGCAAGAGUGUAGACGAACGGACUCCCCUGCUGCAGCGCGCCCCAACCGGUCCCGCCCUCACUAUAUCCACACGGCCGAAGAAACGGCCCGUGUUAGACGACUCCGAACCCAACAGCCCGCACGCAAGUCCCCGUGCGAGCCCAUCCCCACGCAGACCCCCGCGCAGACGACGUGUAACUAUGACGGAAGAAACCCACGAAAUCUGGGACGAGCUCAACGACAGACACGUCCGACGAUCCGUAGAUCUGGACAUACGACCACGAUCUAUAUCAGGCACAUUGCCCACGCGGAGGAAGAACACACAAUCAGCCUGGCUGAACCAGAUGCGCAGGCGUUCAUGGUUCGACGCGUUGGGCGGAAGUCGCAGCGCGUCGCACGGCAAGAAACCUGCAGACAGCUCUGCCGCGCUCCUCCAACACCCCGAUCCAGACGACUCCGACGCAGAUGCAGACGGGGAUAUCGAGACGCAGAGUAAAGGCGGCGACUGGUUCAAGUUGAAGUGGUGGCGCAAGAGAUGGCGAGACGAUGAGCAUCAAGAUACAUGAUUAUUUUUACGUACGCAUUCUUUUUGUUACAAUGGCAUUGAAAUUGUCCCUACUUCGUCUUCUUCAUCCUCAUCCCCAUCUUUUUGCGCGCUGUGUGUGUAUACCCAAUCCAAAUCAAAACC